This is a messenger RNA of Gloeophyllum trabeum ATCC 11539, 2519 nucleotides long. RefSeq lists its product as uncharacterized. Lineage: Eukaryota; Fungi; Basidiomycota; Agaricomycetes; Gloeophyllales; Gloeophyllaceae. Gene Ontology annotation, molecular function: protein binding. Bases 282 to 2162 code for a protein of 626 amino acids. The record is from RefSeq and is a predicted model, not a curated record. The transcript is spliced from 3 exons.
GUCGGACACCGCCUGCGUCGUUCGUCGCGGCACCGCCUUGGGAAAGCGACAGCGAGCACAGAGUCUGCGGGUGCGGCUCCGGGGCAUGCUAGCCAGUGGCGUACUUCAGGACACGAGGCUGGAUGAGAAGGGGCCUUGUUCCCAAUCGGUUAUAUACCCUCGCGUUCCUUUGUGCCCCCCUUCCGAGGACUUUCCCCCCAGUCCUGGAUCUUCGCAUUGACUUGCCUUAGGGAGAACCACGCAGCUACCACUUCGCCACUAUCUAUCAGUGUCACCUCUCAAUGUUAUCCGAACGUCCGCCCGUGCAGUUUUCCAUCAACCCAUCUGUGGGGGUUCCGGUUUUCAUUCCUCAACCUCAGGCGAAGGGACCGUACAAGCUUUUGAGCGUCAAGAACACAACCCCACCAACCCCCUUACGACGACCUAGCGCGAAUGCUGAAUACGGAUACCGUUGGAACGACGAGUCUAUCCUACGCUGUAGGCUGAUGAUGGAAGAGGAACCCACCCGACGGUACACUGACGACCAAGUGCAAGCUGUUAGGGAGAGAGCCAGGGAAUAUGGGCGGCGUCUACAGCUGAUCGAUACAAUCCCGCAAGCCGACUACUGGCGCCGGCAAGACGCAUACCAGAGUUUCUCGUUCGCUCGCUAUCUGCUCCUUUGGCGGAUAUUCCCCAUCAACGAUCUUCCGCCCGAGAUCCUGUCCCACAUCUUCCGCUUUGUUGCGCUGUCCUCUAGGACGCCCAAGGAGGCUGUCAACUCCCGUCUGCACCUCACAUGGGUGUGCAGACACUGGAGAGGAUUAGCCAUUGGCGAUCCUGUGUUAUGGAGCACCGUGUGGUUUCGACUAAGGAGACAUAGUGUUGGAACGUUUUCAUCGCCUUGCAUGGAGCGCUCGCUUGCGUGGCUGGAAAGAGCCUCGCAAGCAGUGCUGGACGUGAUGAUAACCGCACUUCCUCAACAUUUGCAACUUACACCGUUGUCGUCGCUGGAUGCGGGUAAAGCUGAUACACAUAUCGUGCAUCAAUUACUACAUCUGAUUGCACCGAAGCUGCCCCAGCUGCGGACGUUGAUAGUCGGACUGGAGAGUCCCAUGUGCGAUCUGGCAUUCCAGAUUCUGUAUAAUGCACUUUCUGCGGGUUUAGUACCUGCGCGUCUCGAACACCUCGAAAUCCGUCGGCUGGAAGCUGAACGUCGAGAAGCACUGCCAACGAUAUCCAAUCAAGCACCUUUACCUUUCUUGGGCAGCGAGGCGUCGGCCCUCCGAUACCUUGCCUUGGACGGUGUAACGGUGGAAUGGUCUCAGUCGUCCUUCGGAAACCUGACUUCGCUGGAAAUAUCGAGCACCCACUUCAAGAACCUGCCGAACUUUGACAUGGACCUCCCUCGCAUACUGAGGUGCUGUCCGAAUCUCGAGGAACUGGGACUUGGUGCCGGAUUCGAGAAACUGAGUGCUGAGGGAAUGGAUGUCGAGCCGGUUCCCUUGGACCAGCUGCAUUCUUUGACCUUCUACGAAACAGCACCUUCGAAUGUCUCCUGCCUCCUCUGCAUGUUCACCGCACCCUGCCUGCGGUCACUGACGCUUUCACACAUGGGAUCAGAGGACUGCAUAAUACUCUUCUCUGGAUUAAUGGGCAGGUUUCCGGAGUUGCGGUACCUUGCGCUCGAGGAGCUUGAGACGUCCGAAAAUGACCAUGCAGUGAACGUUAUGAUCAGGUGGUUCUUAUCCACGCCAGACCUGCGAUAUUUUAAAGCGAAGAACACCUGCGAGAGCUGUGUGUUCGACGCUCUAUUGUAUGUAGAAUCGUCGACGGAGCAGCCAGCUCUCCGCGCAACGCCAGACCCUCCCAAAGAGAUCUUGACUUCGAAUUAUCCGCUGAAGUCAGGAAAGGCGAUUGUCUGUCCGAAACUCGCGCUUCUCGAAGUGCAUGUCGCGGACGUGGACUCGGUUAUCGAAUUUGCUCAACAGAGGCAAGCGCUCGGUGCCCCGCUCAAGAAGAUCUACGCUGGUGAAGGCCUUCUCGCGGAUUUGGAAAAGGACGAUGUGGCGGAUUUACAAGAAGCGUCCGAGCUCUGGAUAUUGCCUGCUGGUCAGAAUUCCCCCGAAUCUCAGGAGCUACGACGACCAGCUUCGCUCCGUAGUGAAUCGAACUUAUGGGCCUAGGUCACCUGCAACGUCGAGUCUCCGUAUGUACGACCUACCGUUACUAGUGCUGUACAUCCUUAUGCUCCCGAAUAUCAGCUCGCAUGUCAUGGAAGUGUCCAAUCGCGUGAUCGUACUGGAGGGUGAUACAUUCAGAGGGGUUGGCCAGCUUCCCUUCACCGUGUCACACCGUGGUGCUGGCACCUCAUAAAAGGCGAAGAAUCGCUCGUCUCUGUCCUCUUGUUGUCCUCUUAUUGUCCUCCUUUUCGCGAACUCCGUCUCUUCAUCACACACACUAUUGUCCUUGCCAGCGGACUGUCUGGCCCAACACUCUUUCCUUACCCGUUCAAAGUGAAGGUCUCCUGGCACAAUGAGCGC